AUGGCUUCUCAUGCUCUUGUUCCUAUUUACGUGCCUCCAUUAUAUUUCAACUCUGCUCAAGAUCUCAUUUCUGCACUCGCCCAUGAACAGUUCUUUGUCAUUGGCCCUACGGUCGACCGCAAAUACUGGGAGGUCGCUGCCCCGCCGGAGCUGCUCCAAUUUUUCCACCUCAAAAAGGUCCAUUCUGAGAUGAAUUUGCAAUACGAGCUUUUCGUACCUCAUCCUGCCGACGUUCUAGAGCUGGGUCAUGACAGAGCAGUGAUACUGGCGCGAGCUCGUUUUAUCCGCGGGGUUUUCAAGAGUGUUGCCACCGAACAGGUUCCCGCGCUUACAUCGUUUCUUGAAAGACGUUCACAAUGCUCAGCUACGCCAAUGAAGUGGGCAAUGCUGGCAUACCGUCUCUGGGUGAGAACACUAAGGCCGAAAGCACACUCCUUUGAGCCGGCUGAUCCUGACUGUGAGCAGAGAUCCUCACUUGAGGCCCGCUGCCGCCUAUAUGGAGUCCUCGCUAUAUGCAGGAAGCUGCUCGAUAGUAGCAUGAUCGUUAUACCAAUUCUUGAAGAGAAUGUCUAUCUGUCGCUUCAGAACAGAGCUCUUGCUCCAUCAUGCGAGGACUUCAGUGAGCUUCAUUGUUGCUCCCUUCUCCAUAUCAUUCUGGAGUCUGUGGGCGGCGCCAACUUGGGACAGGCAUCGUUCACCCAUUUCGACUCAGCCGUUCCUUAUUCCAUGAACUUGCUGCUAUGCGGGACCAUCCAAGGACAUCUACACAUUGGCGGAAUAGACGUUGCUACUGCGGCUAUCGAGGCUUCAUACGAUCUCCCCGGCGUCGAGGACCUGAGAUACCUUCAUAUUUUACCAUUAAGAAUCCUAGUAUGA
Molecule: messenger RNA, 876 nt
Organism: Colletotrichum abscissum
Lineage: Eukaryota; Fungi; Ascomycota; Sordariomycetes; Glomerellales; Glomerellaceae
Exons: 1
Coding region: 1-876 (291 amino acids)
Source: RefSeq, a predicted model, not a curated record